Molecule: messenger RNA, 756 nt
Organism: Penicillium bovifimosum
Lineage: Eukaryota; Fungi; Ascomycota; Eurotiomycetes; Eurotiales; Aspergillaceae
Product: putative G-patch domain protein
Exons: 2
Coding region: 1-756 (251 amino acids)
Molecular function (GO): nucleic acid binding
Source: RefSeq, a predicted model, not a curated record
AUGGCCUCCGAUGAAGAAGACUACUACCUCCCCCCGGAGCAAGUCCGCCCCUUCACCUCGGGAGUCCGUCGCAAACGCGUACAAUUCGUUCGCUCCUCCGAUCUAGACACAACCACCGCAACCCCAACCCCGUCUUCCUCCUCCGGAACCAGCAUCGCGGACAAAUACCUCUCUAUCGUAAUGAAACAAGCCCCAAGUACAUCACCGAGUACACCAACCCAGCGACCCCCAUCACCCACCAUCCGCACCCAGUCCGCCCCACCCACAGACACAACAGUCGCCUCUCCCCCAGCAUCUGCGUCACAGCCGGACUCCGUCCAGAACCCGCAACAGCAGACACUACAACCGCUACAAUACAAAAACCCCGCCCCCACGAAGCAUCCCUCGCCCACCAACUCUGCCUCACCCACUCCCACCCCCCCCUCCCACUUGGACCGCACGCGCGCCGGUCUGCGGUAUCUAUCCACCUACGGCUGGGAUCCAGAUAGCAGGCUCGGACUCGGUGCAGCGGGUCGAGAGGGGAUUCGAGAACCGAUUAAGCCGCGCGUCAAGCACGAUACGGCUGGUCUGGGCACUGGGCUUGAUGCGGAUGGGGAUCGGUUGCCGGCUAGGGCGCCGCCGAAGCCGAAGGUGCAGAAGCUUAAUGCUAAGCAGGUGCGGAAUCGGGUUGCGGAGGAGAGGAGGAGGGCGGAGAGGUUGAGGAAGGUUUUUUAUCAGAGUGAUGAGGUUUUGAGGUAUCUUGGGGAGGGGGUUUAG